This is a messenger RNA of Thalassophryne amazonica, 1018 nucleotides long. RefSeq names its product low choriolytic enzyme-like. The record is from RefSeq and is a predicted model, not a curated record. The transcript has 10 exons. Gene Ontology annotation, molecular function: zinc ion binding; metalloendopeptidase activity. Bases 27 to 923 code for a protein of 298 amino acids. Lineage: Eukaryota; Metazoa; Chordata; Actinopteri; Batrachoidiformes; Batrachoididae. Gene Ontology annotation, biological process: proteolysis.
GGUGUGCAGCUGCCGUUCAUAAGCUCAUGUUUAUGAGCUCAGAAAUGUAUAAAACCAGUGAGUGGCUGAAGUCACCACAAUCGCUGUCUCAUCAGAGUCUCAGGUCUGUUGUUGCCAUGUUGGUGUUUUCUUGGUCUGUUCUGGUCCUGUUGCUGGCCUCCUCCUCCUGGGCUGAUGAAGAUGCAGCUGCUCCUGCAGAGGACACGUCCAGAGAGCUUUCAGUGAGUGAACUCCUGGAGAGAGCCAACCGGGAUCGCACCCCCGACUUUGACGAGCCUUCAGUAAUCGAAGGAGACAUCGCUAUCAAUCCGGACACGGACAGGAAUGCUGAUCCCUGCACCGCCAGAGGCUGCAAGUGGUUAAAGUGGACGGACGGCAAAGCCUACAUUCCUUACUUCAUUGCAAAUCACUACUCUUCCCGUGAAGUCGCCAUCAUCACUCGUGGACUGGAGUCCUUCUCUGCAGUCUCCUGCAUCCGUUUCAGACCAUACCAGAACGGAGAUCGUGAAUGGCUGAGCAUUGAGUCCAGGAGCGGUUGUUACUCCUAUGUGGGUCGUCAAGGCGGUGGUCAGGUUGUGUCUCUGGACCGUGCUGGCUGCGUGUACCAUGGCACCGUCCAACACGAGCUGCUCCAUGCCCUCGGCUUCAACCACGAACAGACUCGCUCUGACAGGGACAACCACAUCAGGGUGCACUGGGAAAACAUCAUUGAUGGCAUGGAGUAUAACUUCUACAAGAUUGACACUCUGAACCAGGGCACUCCUUAUGACUACAACUCUGUCAUGCAAUAUGAGAGGUACGCCUUCUCCAAGAACAACCGCCCCACCAUGGAGCCCAUUCCUGACAGCAACGUGUCCUUUGGAAAAGCCACCCAGAUGAGCCAGAACGACAUCGACAGGCUGAACAGACUUUACGAGUGCUAAGCAGCACCUGACCUUUGACCUGCUGUCUGACACGCCCAGAGCUUGAAGACUUGUGGCUGAAUGAGCAGAAGUGCAGGCCGCCUCAAACACUGACC